Molecule: messenger RNA, 1100 nt
Organism: Benincasa hispida (wax gourd)
Lineage: Eukaryota; Viridiplantae; Streptophyta; Magnoliopsida; Cucurbitales; Cucurbitaceae
Product: NDR1/HIN1-like protein 13
Biological process (GO): defense response to other organism
Cellular component (GO): plasma membrane
Source: RefSeq, a predicted model, not a curated record
UUCUUCCAUCUUCUUCUUCUUCAUCAUUUCACAAGUCUCUCUCUCCGCCUCCCAUGGCCGACCGCGUUCAUCCCGCCGACUCCCCCCGUCCGAGCACUUCCUCCACCGUCUCCGACUCCAAACCUCCCUCUCCACCGCCCGGCACCUACGUCAUCCAGCUCCCCAAAGACCAGAUCUACCGCGUUCCUCCCCCCGAAAAUGCACACCGUUUCCAACUCUACACUCGCCGCAAGCAACGCCGCAACCGCUGCUGUUCCUGCCUCUUCUGGCUACUCGGUAUACUCACCGUCCUCGUCAUUCUCCUAGGUAUUGCCGUCGCCGUUUUCUACUUAGUCGUUCGCCCUAAAUCGCCUAAUUACUCGAUCGACGCCAUUGCCAUUUCUGGACUCAACUUAACCGCUUCAUCCUCCUCCGUGAUCUCGCCUGUGUUUGAUCUGACUGUUCGAGCGGAUAAUCCGAACAAGAAGAUCGGAAUCUAUUAUCAGACAGGUAGUUCUGUUCGAAUUUAUUUCUCUGACGAGAAGCUUUCCGAAGGCGUUUUGCCUGAUUUCUUUCAGCCUUCGAAGAAUGUUACCGUGUUUCGAUCUUCUGUGAGAGGCUCUGGCGUUAAUUUGUCGAGUACAGCGAAGAAUACGUUGAUUGAUUCGCAGAAACGGCGGGCGGUGGCGUUGAAGGUGGAGAUUCGAGCGCCGAUUAAACUGAAAAUAGGAUCGGUGAAGACUUGGGAAAUGAAAGUGAAGGUAAUUUGUGAUGUGACGGUGGAUCAGUUGACGGCGGCGGCGAAGAUUGUUUCGAAGAAUUGCGAUUAUAGUGUGAAGCUUUAGUAAGGAUAUGAAUUAUCACUCACUGAGUUUUUUCUUUUCUUUUUUUUUUUUUUUUCCUUCUUAUUUUUUAUUUUCUGUUAUACUGUAAACUUUUGUAAUGAAACAGACGACUUUUUUUUUCUUCUGACAUGUGAUUUUGCGGUGACGAAAUAAAAUUUCCUGAAUUACUUUAGGAGGAAAAUUAAUAUUUUUUAUACAAAACUUUAAUGUGUAACGAUGGAUUAUAUUUUCACCUCGAUAUUAUACCCGUCGAAAGCACAACUUAAUUAUGCUUGU